GCCGCAGCCAGGCCUGGCAUUCGCCGGCGCAGAUUCGGCAUCAUAACAAACCUGCUUGGGAGCCUCGUCGUUUCCAUGGUCGCGGCUGUUCCGGUCUCUGCGGCCUUGGGCCCUUUGUGGGGUAGUACUGAAAGUUACCAAGUUUCAAGAAGAUUCCUAAGGACAAUAAUUCCAAUUUCAAAGGGGUCUUUUUAGCUGCAUUUCAAUCACAUGCACAAGACAAUGGAUAUUGUGGGGGACCAAAGUGCAUGGGCCUCAGUGUCCAUUUCACUUAUUUAACCCAAUGAACCCUGCAAAUCAAAUCUCCAGUUUCAUGUAUAAAUUUCCUGGGAUUCAGGUAUGGAGCUUGAUGAGAGAUAAAAGCAAAAUAAAUUUCUGCCAACCAGUUUAGGCCUCCGGGCUAGAGGUUUUUGUCCAUGCCUUUUGCAAUUGGUGUCAUAUUCUUAUCCACCUGCAUGCAAUUUAUGCAAGGAUUUUGUGUGCACAUUGAAGUUGCUCUAAUUGCUGUACCAGAGUAGCAUCAAUUUUUUUUGCAAAAUGGCACCUUAAAAUUCUAUGCUGCUAGAUGGGCUCUUGCAUUGCAUACUGUAGAACUGAGUUGUGAGAAAGUAAGGCCUCCAGAGAUGUACUGUGAAACCAACUAUGAAAUCUAAACUGGAUUUGAUAGGCUUUUAACCAGAUCCAGCAAUGCUAUGAUGUUCUUAGGUUAGAUGUAAAACUGAAAUUAAAAUGUUCUUAUUAAAGUGUCACAGUCAUGUAUUCAUGGGCACAGUUCUGUGCAUUUAGGAGCAACCUUAGUUGAAUGCAUAAGGGAUUCCUUGUGAGUACAUUAAACAUGUAUAGGAUACUGUUAUCAGUCUUCAUAACAUUUGUAACACAUGUAGGAUAUUUAUCUUGCCUUUUCUCAUGACUGUAGAAAUAUAGGAUCAGAAAGAAUACAAAGGUCAUGCAGUUCAUUGACAAUUGUGCUAGUCUUUAAUUAAAUCCCCUAGAGGAGCAGAUCCCAUCUGAUCUUGGAAGCUAAGCAGGGUCAGUCCUAGUUAGUACUUGGAUGGGACACCACCACAAAUAGCAGAUGCUGCAGAUUACAUAUCAGAGAAAGGAAUUUCAAAACCACUCUGCUCAUCCUUGGCCUACAAAAUCACUGUAAAAUUCAUGGGAUCAGCAUAAAUUGCUGAACAAUUUUCAGGCACGUUGAGAUUCAUUGGGGAAAUAUUGGCAGCCAAAGCAUGGUCAGGAACCUUUAACUGGGCAAGGGGGAAAAUUUUUGCUCUCAGCAUAUGUAGGCUGCCUGAGUUGGGAAGGAUGAUAAGCCUUCAAAAAGUUUUUUAAAAAAUAAGAGAAAAAUUGUAACGGGAAGUGACUAGUUUUCAACUUUCAGUUUCACCUGUGUUGGAUGGUUGGAUUUUUUGAGUCAAGGGAAAACUAGGAUUAGAAUGCAGUACAUCAAGCACUUUACAUGACAAUGAGAUAUAUGUUUAAUUGCUUAGAUCUAGACAAUUCAACAUCUGGGAAGCUCAAAGACGUCAUUAUGCCAUAUGAGAUUUUUGGUGACUUAUUCUGUUUCUUCUACAUAAAAAAGCGAAAGUCUCAGCAUAAUAAUAAUAAUAAUAAUAAUAAUAAUAAUAAUAAUAAUAAUCAACUUUAUUUAUACCCCGCCACCAUCUCCCCAAUGGGGACUCGGGGCGGCUUACAUGGGGCCAUGCCCAGAACAAUACAAUAUCACAUAAUAUAAAUAAAACAACAAAGCAUAACACAUUAAACAAUACAAUAAAAGAUAAUAUGCACUACAUUAAACAAAAUCAAAAGAACAAUAAAACCAAGGGCAGGCCACAUGAACACUAGGUUAAAAACUCGAGGUGAGAAAGGGAAUAGGAAUAAACCACAGAAAACAGGGUCAUAAAGUAUUGGCAAAAGUCUGACUCAGCUACAAAUUCCUUCACGACUCUUCAGUUUAAUUUUUUAAAACAUACAGUAGCAUAAGUUUCAAUACUUGUUGGAAUUUUAAACUUGAUUCAUCUUGAAUUAGGCAAGUAUGGAAUUCCUUUGUAGGCAAUGGCCAAAUGAUACAGAAAUCACGUUGCAAGAUAGCCUGUGGCUCCUGUAGAUGUUGGACUAAAAGCUUCCUAUAUAUAUGAGCAUUGGCCGGAUAGCUGAAACUGAUGACAGCUGAAUCUGUUACCAUUUGAUGGGCCUUGAAUUCCUCCCAUGUGUUGUAAUCUGAAUGCAUUUGAUUUACUUGGUGCCUCUCUGCCCACCUCAAACAAUGAGUUGCUUGAAAUAGGGUUGGCUUUGCAUGGCAGGAUAAUUGUUAAUCUGAUACUCAGUGACCAGUGUUUAUGUUUGUCUGAGGGGUUGGAGGAAGGACAAAUCCCAUUUGGCACAGAUCAGCUUUAGCAGCUAUCAGAACUGUGUGCAAUUUUUUAAAUUUAGAAAUGUAUGUGAUAAGACACUGAGUAGAAUUUGCCCUCGGGGGUUACAAAAUUGAUGCUCAGUUUUGCAAUCCUCUUACUUGAUGUUGCCUAGAAUAAUAAACAUUUCAACAAAUGAAAUAUGGAAUUCUAUUCUUGCUGUACAGGCUUCCAGUCCAUUUAUGCCAUGAUUUGCCUCAGUGUCUGUUAAAAGAAAUAAAAUGAAAAAGUCCACCCAGCCCCUUCUUUGACUCUUUUCUUUUUGGUAAUUUGAGAAAGCCAAAGAAAUUGAAUGAACUGGUAUAUUUCUAAGACAGAGAUGGGGAACCUUUGCUCCUCUAAAUGUUUUGGAUUGCAUUUCCCAUAAUUCUUUACUAUUUGCCAUUAUUGGUGGGAACUUUUGGGCAGUGAAGUUUAAACUGUCUGGACGGUUUCAUUAUAAGAGCUGCAGGCUGUUUUACAGAAGAAUGAAAUGGUGAAUUAAGAAAGUUUUUUGUAAAUCUUACCCAGUGUGGUGUAGUGUUUUGAAUGUUGGAUUAGUACUCUGGAGACCAGAGUCCUAAUCCAGUUGGUCAGUGGUCUGAAACCCACUGGACAACCUCAUCAAAUUCUAUUAGUCUCAGAAAAAGAUACAGUAGAGUCUCGCUUAUCCAAGACUCGCUUAUCCAACGUUCUGGAUUAUCAAACGCAUUUUUGUAGUCAAUGUUUUCAAUACAUCGUGAUAUUUUGGUGCUUGUGGAAUCUGUCUCAUUGUACCUGGUGUAGGCACUUAAAAAUCCACUGUCCCAUCUGAAAGACUUUUUGGAGUUUGAAAUAAAGUAGAUUCUUUGUAGUGUAGGCUACAGUUGAAUGAGUGUACAUCACAGUAAAUUUUUUUGAUUAUUUUUUAAAAAAAUGUUAGCUUGAUCUGCACCAGCUCUUGUGUGUAAACAAAAAGAAAAGAAGGAAAAGAAAAGUCAACUAACAAGAAAGUAAACAUUUCCCUUUUAUAGGAUUUGUGAUGUCAAGAUAAACAAAAUAGUCUUAUUUCAAUCAGUUGCAGUGAUCUUGUUUUCUAAACUCAGUUUUUGUUUUGUGUUCGGACGAACUGUGCUCAUCACUUUUCAGAGCUAGCUUUGUGAUUGCAUUCCACAGAAAAUGUGCUUAGGCAGGGAACUUGCUUUCCUUUCUGUCCAUUUUCCUUCAGGGACUGACAUAUUUUCUUUGUUAAUGUUGUUUAAAAUAUUCCCUAAUAGGAUUUUUUUGCCAGAGGACAUGGAGCUUUCUGCUAAUGAACUUAGCAUUUAUGAUAAACUCUCUGAGACCAUUGACUUGGUGAGACAGACUGGUUACCAGUGUGGUAUGUCUGAAAAAGCCAUUGAGAAAUUCAUCAGACAACUCUUGGAAAAAAAUGAACCCCAAAGGGGACCUCCACGCUACCCCCUCUUGAUGUUUCUGUAUAAGGGCCUGGUUACCUUGGGGUUAGUUCUGCUGACUGCAUACUUCAUGAUUCAGCCACAUACCCUUUCUGUGCCUGAAACGACCCUCUCCAGAGCCCAUGUGUGGGGCUCCCUCAUGAAUCACAUCCGGCUUCUGCCUUUACCCAUUACGAAGAAGUAUAUGCUGGAAAAGUGUCAAGACUGGUUGAAUUUAGACUGUAGACAGAAUGCAUCUCUGCCUGCCAACUGCUCUUGUUGUUGUUCUGUGAAGAACCUUGUGGUGGGAGCUGAUCAGGGACUACUGUCUGAAAAGUUCCUGCAACUGCAGCCGUUUUUUAUCAAGACAGGACAGCAUCGGCCUUUUGCGGAAAUAAAAUAUUUUCAGUAUUUGUAUCCUGAAUUGACAAAUUUUGUGAUACAAGAGGAUUCAUUUGAGAGAUGGCGCAACCACCCAAGGCAGAGACUACCAUUUCAGAUGUUCCGGCAAAAAUCUCUGAAUAAAACUCAGAUUCUGCAGGAAUUGUUUCCUAUCUUCUCUUCACUGCUGUAUCCAAAGUCUGUUUCUCUUGAAAACUGUUUUCUCAUCCACCAUCCACGGCUUCAGGAUAAGACCUACAGAUUACAGAAUGUCUUUGUGGUUGGGAGCGGGCAGCUUACCUUGAAUGUUGUCCCUUCUUCAUUGUGCAGAACCCAUUGUGAGACUUUGAUGGUGGAACUGGAAGCUGGAGAUAUUGGUUUUGCAAAUAUGGAUUAUUGGUCAACAAGCUUCAGCUCCAAGGGAUCAGAACCCACUGUUGUUUGUGAUGGAUCUGUCAGUUAAAAGCUGCAAUAAACGAGAUUGUUGCAGUGCACUCAGGACCACAGAGGAGGAAGCAGAGCACAAGAAGAAGAAAUAAGACUGCUGUAGCCACCAUUUCCAGGGACGUGUUGGUCCUUAUUCUUCGAAGUGGAGGUGUGCACUUCUGAAAGAUGUCUUCUGGCUUCUGUAUCCCUUUGGCUUUUCCCUCAAAUGUUUGGUAGGGCUUGGAGGAACACUUUCUCUCUUGCAAGCUGUAGGUUUGUUUUUGAAAUCUGGUGGACAGAUUUUGGAGAGGAUAAUGACUUGUCAUGUGUUCUCUGUGAUACAUGCUGUCUUCGAAGUGGAAAUCCUUACAGUAUGUAACACUUUUUUUCCAGAAAUCCUGGCGAGGUAACGCUAUUACCGCCGAUGGGUCUGUUUCUGGAUAACUUUUGCAGAAUGAUGAAACUACUGAAAUAUUAUGCAGGGAUGCAACUGUCCCUUGGAGGAAGUAUAUGCUCAGGUUCUGGUUCUGUUUUACAGAAGAACUUUAUCCACAGCUGCAUUUUUCCAUACUUGCCUUGUUGUGAUGACCUUUAUACGUUAUAACAACAUUCAGGCAUUCUUUUCAGUAAAGAACAAAACAAAAACACAAACUGUUUCUUUUUGCUAACCCAACAAAGUUAGCAUUUGGUAUGACUUUAUGCUGUCCAGUCAUCCGUCAAAUGUGUGUGGCUGAGGUGGAGUUUGUAUAGCUGACAAGGAUAAGUGUUCCGCAAGUUUCUUUUCCAUUUCUCUUCACUAAUGUAGAAAUGCAUAUUUUUGUUGCUUCACUGCUCUGAGUCAAUUUAAUGCCAAAUCCAAGAUUGUUUCAAACUGACUAAUAAGUGCAUCAAGCAGCCAACUUUGCUGGAGGAUGACUUUUUCUUUUCUUUUCCUUUCUCCUCCCAGAACAUUCUGAUCAUUAUUCUCUUGUAAAUUAAGCUUUUUUUGUGGCGUCUAUGCUAGGCAUCUUAAGCCAAUCAGUUACUUUGGUUUUCUCUGUCUAUGUCCAUUUUAGGCCCCAAAAUGCAUAUUGAAACCUUUCCAUGCACAUUUUGCUUAUAAUUCCAGCAGAUGGAUACCUUUUGGGCAGAAUUCGAGCAAGCACAUUCUUCAAAAAUGUUUGUGCUAUCAACAUGAUUGUCCCUUUCCUCCCCCCCCCCCCCCCCCGUGUUUUGAGAUUGUUUUCUCUGUCCAUGUCUUAAAAUGCAUUGAUUAUUCUUGAGCUCCUUCCAGGCUUUAUGCAUUUCCUCUUGCUGCUCAUGGACUCGACUGGCCUACGUCUUUAGAGAGGAUCAGUUUCAAGCAUGUGUGCACUCCAAUUUUGCUGGUGCUUCCCAGGAGCUAGUCUUUAGGGUCCUGCUGGGAUAAGAUAACUUGCAGAUGUGUCAGGGAAAAGUCAGAGCCCAGCAGUAAGGGCUGGGGCAUACAUUUUAACAUUUUUGUGUGCUUUUGGGAAUUCUUUUGCUUUCAAACAUGUUGACAUUUGUUUUACAAACAAAAACAUAUUUUUCUAUUGCAAAUGUAGGUCAGUUUCAAAUAAGGAAUGAGAGCACUAUUUUUUUCUCCCUGAGAAAAUUAAGUUAUAACGAAUGGUCUGACAAUAUUGUUAAUGAUCUCUGCUAGAAUCAGAGCUCCCAUUUUUUUGAGUAGUGUUCAAACAGGCAAACGUUUGUUUGCCUGUUUGAACACUACUCGUUUGUUGUAGAGUGGGUUUUUCAUUUUGCAGCUGUUAUGGGUCCAGAAUCCUGUGAAAGUGGAAAAACCACAAAUAAAAAAUCUGCCAUUAUUUAUACCUGACAAAAUGCCUCUCUAGGAAUCUCCAGGUCCUCCAGUAUGACUCUAUGGCCAACUUCCUGUCCUACAGGACCUAAAGAUUCCCAGAGAUAACAUUUUAAAUCAAAUCCUUGAAUAAUCAAAUCCUCAAAAGUUAAACCCCCAACUGUUGAGGGUCGACUGCAAAUAAACAUAACAAAUUUCUGAAGUACAGUAAGUAAUGAAUAUGGGUUGUUGUAUGUUUUCUGGGCUGUAUGGCCAUGUUCCAGAAGUAUUCUCUCCUGACGUUUCGCCCAAAUGUAUGGGAGGCAUCCUCAGAGGUUGUGAGGUAGUAAUGAAUAUGUUUUAAAAUACAUACGUUUUAAAAAGAUCACUAUAGAAGCGUUGACUUUGUAUUUCAUAUGUCUCUUUCCCCAGCAUUUUCCCUUGACUGAAUAGCUGACCUUUUUGAUUCCCCUUCUUCUCUAUAAAAGAAAUACUCAUACCUUAUAAUCCAACUUUAAGUCUGUAGAGUUGAAAAAGUCUCCUGCAGUCUUCCUUCUCUGCAUCAAGAGUAAAGUAUCAUGUUAAAUAGAUAUGUGAUAAUUGUAGGAAAUGAUUGUACUGAUUGCCUUUUUAGUAGUGUGGGGAAUUUAAUUUAUUGCAAUUUCUGAAUAUCAUAUUGAUAUAAUCUAGUUAAGACACUGAUCAAGGUUUGCUGUGAAGUACAGUCAGUAUCCUUGGGAGACUAGUUUUAAGAUCCUUCAGAGAUUUCAACAUCUGUGGAUGCCCAGUCCUGUACAAGGGUGCCCUGCAGCAUUGCUUGUGCAACAGACCACUGCAAACACCAGUGAGGAGAAAACAUGGGGUUUCACACAUCUGUCCUCAGGCAUCCUCCUCAUUCUAGCUUACCCCUGAAACAGCUGCGUGUCAAGCAGGAAAGUAUGGUAGGGCAGACCUGCAUGCUGGGUGAUGGUGGGAGCCCUGGUUGCCUGGCACCAGCCCUUCCUUCCCUUGACCUCCCUCCUGCUUCACUGCCAGGUGAUGGCUCCAGAUGCUCACAAGCACUGCCUAAUGGCAGGAGGUGAUGUGGAUGUGCAAAUGGGCAUUUUGUAGCAUUACCCCUGUAGCAGCCCUACCGCCCUUCCGCUUUCAAUCUCCUGGCUGUGAGAAGAUUCUGUUUUUUGAAACAUAUUUUCAAAUUCACAGAUAGUUGAAUCAGUGGAUUUGGAACCUUCAGAUAUGGAUGGCUGACUGUACAUCCCUCUGUAUUCAGUAGUAGUUCCUCCCAGAUAAAUGUGGGAUAAGUGUACUACCUUAUUUGGAAAUACAAGCAGUCCCCAGGUUACAGACAUAUGGCUUACAUACAACUCAUAGUUAAGAAUGGGGGUGAGACAACAGGAAGUGAGAGAAAUCGACCCCCAAGAAAACCUCAGGGUCUCCUGUAAGAGUUAUCAUGGGAAAAAGGAGUCUCUUCUGAAGUUUUAUUACCAAUCUUUGUUUUCCACAACAACCCAAAUUUUAAAAUCCAUUUAUAACAGAGACGGAAAGUGAGGUGAAAUCUGAACAGGGACACAGACAGAAUUUUUUUUACCCUAAAUGGUUCUGAGUUAUACUUCAAAAAUAUACUUUUUCUGACUUCCAUACAAAUGCAACUUGAGAACAAACCUACAAAGUCUAUCAUGUUUGUAACCUGGGAACUGUCAUUAACCUCCAAUGAACAGAAGAGAACUUAGAUCUCUGGAUAAUCUAUAGGAUUACUUCAUGAGUAACAUCUCUGUUUUAGAUAGUUUUGUUUUUUAAUUUGAAGUUAGAAGGUUUCCAAGUUUUGCCAUACUGUGUUUUACUGAGGACUUUGCUAAGAAUACAGCCACCCUGAACUGUAGCAUGCAUCAAUUGCUAAGGCUUUUCAUGCAAGUGAUGCAAAACAAGCAAAUCAAAAGCAGACUUUCAAAUGAAUCAGAUGUAUGUACAAAGGUAUGGAGACAAUUUCUGAUUUGGUAGUAAAAUGCCUAUUUGUUAGGGGAUUAUGUCAGUGAGACUGACAGCUUAAUAGCAGGGUGGAGAUGGGGGAAUUAAUAGGUCGAACAAUCAGCCUCAGGGUCUCCAGAGUGCAGUAGUUUUUAAAGGCCAAUGGAUACACAUGUGUUACACAAGUGUUACCAUAAAAUAAUUUUUCUCUUGCAACCUUAGAUGCAGAUGAGGAAAUGGUUAGCGUCUUGGGCAAGAGAUAAUGGCUGUGUCCUGCUUAUGUACUGGCUUUCCACGUGCACUUUGUCUUCGCAUAGGUUUCCAGAUCUGGGUCUAGGAGGUGCAGUACACAUGUCCAAGCCACAUUCCCUCUGGAGUUUACAUCAUUUGUUUUCAUACAUCUAGUACAUUUUCUCCUUCUCUUCUCCAAGCUGCAAGGAAUUAAAAGCAGAAGUACUUGUUCAACAGAAAUAAGAAGUCCAAGUUCUCUGAUUUUCAGCUGAUUAGGAGCAUUUAAUUAGAUUGAUUUUUUUGUUCUGAUUUCAAAUAACUUUCUAAAGCAUGCUUAACUCCUGCUUUCAUCCCUUUGUGUGAUGCCCAGAGUAUUAGUGUUGUCGUAUUUCUUGUUUUAUUGAGGGCCUGGUCAAGGGCCUGAGCAUAAGAAGAAAACUUCAAGAUGAUGAGCUGUGUUUUCAACUACAAUUUAAGGCUGAGGGAAUGCUUUUGUAAUUUUGAAAGUAUGAAGCGUAACUGUUCUGUUCACUAGACAGCUUUUAAAAUAUCCCCAAACCAAAGCAUCCUUAAAGUAAUUGGUGCUUGAUGCUCGGUCUGAAAAGAAAUGUACUCAUGUAUGAGUAGACAUUUUCGUCAGAAAAUCGACUCCAAAAACCUGAGUCGACUUAUCUAUCAGUCAGUGUGAAUACUUUGCCAUAACUCUCAUCAAAAAUGGAACCGUUCCCUUCUCCGAGGGCAAAACUGAGAGCUUAGUCCGCCAUGGUGCUGCUACUGGCCUUUUUAAAUGCCUGGCUGAGAAGAUAGAGCCAAUAGUAGUGGCCAGGAUGGCUGACCUCCUGAGGUGCUUUCCCUUCCCUGUGAAAUGAUCCUUGACAUAUCUGCAGGUCAUAAUCAAAAUGUAUGAUUUUGGCACCAAAACUUGCCCUUGACUUAGACAUGAGGUCAACUUAUACAUGAGUAUACACAGUGCUUUCUAAAAGUGUGCGCUAGACAUGAGGGUUGUGAUGGUCAUCUACUCACCCCAGGAUUCCUAUCUUGGAUUUAUAGUUGCAUGUUGUUGAUAAGUUCUUUCAAAUACAGAGCCCUUUGAAUUCCCUGUGCGAGCUUAGCUUAGUGUACUUCUCUAUGCCUCUUUUGGAGAAGCACAGUGUCUCUUCUGCUGUCCUGCAGUAUUUACAAAGAUCAACGUCUGAGCUCACAGUACAUUCCUGAUCCCUGUGGCUUUGGUCCCAAGGAGGGGCUCAUCCUGGUGCCAUGGAUUGGCAAUUUCUGUUGUUAAAGUUCACAAGCCAAGAUGUGAAGCUCACUUGCCAGUUUCUUAGUAAUGAAAGAUUUAUUCUUAUGAACAAACCACAUUACCUUGGUGAAUAGAAUUGAUGUGACAUAAUGGGAAGAAGAGGUGAAUGGGGUGGAAAGAAGCUUAUUGAUCAUAAGAUAUUCAAACAUAGCAUUUCCCAGCUGCCCAAACACACCCACUUCCAUGGAUAUCUGGUGUUUAGAUCACUGUGGCAUUACUUACCCUGGCAACCUUUAAAUUUAUAAAACCUUGUACAACAGUUGUUUUAGAUCAGGGUAGAACUGCUAGCCAAAGUAUUAGUUUUGGCUUUUUUUUCUUUCCGCAACUGUAGAGAUACUUUAAAAAAAACUCUGCUGCCAAAUUGGGGAAGAUGCUGACAAUCUGAUUCAUCUCUUUAGCCGUGAAAAGAAAGGGACAAUCCUGAAACCUAUAUUGAGCUCUUGAUAUGAAUUAGGACUUGCAGCCCUUGUUCUUCUGGUUGGUGAACCAGAUUGUGGAUUUUGCGCAUUGCCUGCCCCUCCAGACCAAUUACUGGGUGUCAAACAAUUCAGUUACUUUAACAGAAAGGCAUUUACAUCUCAUGGGUAUUCAUCUCCUUCCCUUUGAAUUCCUUUUGUCAGGAGUUUAAUAGCUUAGGAAAGCUCAAAAAUGUUGUUUUGUUUUUUAAAAAAUAAGUUGUAUAAUUUGUAUUUUAAAGAAAAGCUAACAUGUAUGGUGGCUUUUAAGAGGAAACAAUAUGAUUUUCUUUUUUAAAUCGAAUGAGGGAAAUGCUGGGCUUUUCAGACUUGAAUGAAUGACUUUUAUUGUUUUUUUUUUUUUUUAAAUGAUGUUUUUCCUUGCAGGGAAUAUGAGUGAAAUAACUCACUUAUACAUAGUAAUGGCUCAGGGGCGACAGGGAAAUAGCGUGGUGUGUGUAUAUAUAUUAUAUGUAGGACAGGUAUAUUCACCAAAUUAUGGAACUUUUCAUAUGAAAGACUGUAAAUAUGCAAUACAUGCAGAGUUUUAUGUAGAAUUAUAAAGUAAUAUAUUGAAAACUUUUGUAAACCUUUGGGAAAUGACUGUAAAAUGUAAAUAAAUGAAAUUUGUAUGUUUGGGGGCCAUGAUCAAUUUUUACCUUUUGCAGUUAAAUACAACUGUUGGUGCACUUUUCCUCAUAUGGCUUUUCUUCAUUAUUAAAAAAAAUUAAAAAAAAAACUUCGUGUCAAUACAAAAA
Messenger RNA from Anolis carolinensis (green anole), 11119 nucleotides. It is a transcript of the gene c4h6orf89, whose product is annotated as chromosome 4 C6orf89 homolog. The transcript is spliced from 8 exons. Lineage: Eukaryota; Metazoa; Chordata; Lepidosauria; Squamata; Anolidae. The record is from RefSeq and is a predicted model, not a curated record. Gene Ontology annotation, cellular component: Golgi membrane; nucleolus. Bases 3549 to 4649 code for a protein of 366 amino acids.